CUCUCCUCCUUGCUUGCUUGAAAGAUCAUCAAGAAAAGGUUUGAACCCAGAAGAAAAGAAAAGAUCAUAAGUCAAUCAUCAAACCAUGAUGGUGAAGAAGAAGAAGAAACAGAGUAGAUCCGGAUCUUCUACAAGAAAACUCCCAAGAAAAAUCUUGAUCCCAAGCUUCUCUCCAUUUUCCAUUCUAAGUUGGAAAAUGGUAAAGACUUGAAGCAUAUGAGCAGUAAACCGGCACAAGGAUUGUCUUCUCAGUCUAGAGUCGUGAGAUGUCCCAAGUGCCACAAGUUUCUCCAAGAACCUGAAGAUGUGACUAUUUACAAAUGCAGUGGAUGCAACUCUAUUCUCCAAGCAAAACGUUGGGACAAUGAUAAGGAUCUCCUCUCUUCUCAAAACCGCAGCUUAAGUACUGAGGUAGAAUCUGGAGAAUAUAGUGGUACUGGUAGUAGUAAAAUGCCAGUGAGAAGUAGUUACCGAAAGUACAGUUCGAGGACAUCACCUUGUUUUCAAACUGCUUACAGGAGGAGGCAUGAGACAACUUAUUAUAUCAGCAGAGACUGGAUGAGAAGUGCUAGUCCUUCCCCUUCUUCUUAUGGCUACACUAGUAGUAGUAGUCCCUUUCAAGGGUCUGCAUCCGAGCAGUCUUAUCAUCAUCAACCAAACCAAUUCAAGCAUUACGGAAGAGAAGGCUGGUUUCAAGAAUUUUCUUCUUCUGCUGCUGCUUCACCGAUUCGUUACCAAGGUGAGACAUCAUCUGAUCAAAAGUGCUAUCACUGGUCCUCUCAGCAGUCUCAGAUGCUGCAUGAGUCAAUUAACUGGUCCGGUGUACUUGAGUUAUCAUCUAUUACAAAGAAAGAAGAAGGAGAGGUCACAAGAAGGAGCGUAUCAAGCGAGUUUUAUGAAUUGAAACCGGAGGCCUUUCAGCCUCAGUGGAACCACAAGUCAAGUGAGGCUAGUGGAGAGACUUCAAGGAUUCAUCUAGAACAAGCUCAUAGUGCGGAACCUCUAGACAAGAACGAACACGUAUGGGAAGCAAACCUACCGUCUGAGAAGUACACCAGAGACAUACAAGAGUUUGACUUGGGUGAACUUAAAUGGGAUAAGAUCAUCAGUAGUGAGAGAGUCAGGUAUGAGUUAGAGGAUGCAAGAGUCGAAACAGUUUAUGGUGGUGAAAUAAGAUGGGAAGAGACAAUGGAAGAUAGAGCGGGGUUGCAUUUGGAGGAAUAUGAAACCAACUUCUAUGAGAACUACAGCAACCCAUUUGAAUGGACUUCAGGAGAGGCUCAAGGAAGAUCAGAAUCCAGUUCAGUGAUUCAGGAGUGUCAAGAUGCUAAACCAGAUCAGUCACGGUAUGAGAUAGCAAGCGAAAGGCAAGAGUUGAGUGUAAUGGUGGAAGAUGGACCAUCAUUGCACUUAGACAAGUGGGGAUAUGAAUCAACGACACUGGAAGAGACAUUUGAUGGAUUGACAGAAGAAAGCACUCCAAUGUUUUGUCUGCAUGAGCCUGCUGAGCUAGGUACACUGGUUGGACCAGACAAUGAAGAAGCUGAUGAUGGAAGUUCGGAAUCCAGUUCUACGGAUUCCUUCAACAGCCACGAAAGUUCAAAUAUGAGAGCUGUGUUCCACCAGGAGGAGCCCCAGGUGGUGAUGAGCGAUAGCAGAACCGAAAUGAUAUCAGUGAAAUUAGAAGACAUCUUUGAAUGGACUUCAGAAAGAGCACCAACAUUUCAUCUGUAUGAGCCUGAGCCUGAGCCUGAGCUAGGGGCACUGCUUGAGGAUGCUUAUGGAAGAUCGGAAUCGAGUUCAAGAGGUUCCUUCAACGACCAUGUAGCAUCAUCUGGUUCAAUGGUAUCGUCACAAGGCCAUGAACCUGGAAGUAUAAAAGCAGAAGGAGAGAGUGAAGCUGAAGAGGAGAUACUGAGAGACCAUUUCAAGAAUAAUUUGCACAAAGAGAGCAUUGUGGGUCUGCGUCAUGCGUUAUACCAAACGCAAACUUCGCCUCUCAGCUCACCAAUUCAUACUCCCAUUGGUUCUUCCCCACUGCAUAUCCGGAUGCGUUCAUCAAUGAAUAAUUCCCACAUAGUUUCACCACUGCGUUCUCCCACCAACUCAUCUGGAUCACUCUCUGAUGUAUUGUUCUUGGCAAAGAAAACUUGAAGACAUUAUUAAAAACAGAUAAGCCUUUCCAACCAAGCUUGCUCAGUCUUUUCCCUCAUACUUUCAAGACUUUUUAACUGCAAAAAAGUGUGGACAUUGUUUUCAUUUUAUGUGAGCAAGUGACUGGAUUACAUGUAAGGUUUUCUACGGGUAUUUUGUAGAGCUGUGAA
Raphanus sativus (radish) is the source of this 2324-nucleotide messenger RNA. RefSeq lists its product as uncharacterized. The transcript has 3 exons. Lineage: Eukaryota; Viridiplantae; Streptophyta; Magnoliopsida; Brassicales; Brassicaceae. The record is from RefSeq and is a predicted model, not a curated record. Bases 217 to 2154 code for a protein of 645 amino acids. Gene Ontology annotation, biological process: regulation of defense response to fungus.